UGAUGGGUCAGUACGUCAAUGUGCAUGGGCAGGUCAUCAGCCACGUUAACAUCUCCGGCGUGAGAGUGGAGGACGGAGGCAGCUACUCCUGUACUGCCACCAACACCGCCGCCUCUGUAGUCCACGCCGCCCCUCUCCACGUCUACGGUCGUCCCCACGUGCGUCCAAUGGGCCCCAUGUCAGCGGUGGCAGGAGAGACCUUCACUGUUAGGUGUCCUGUGGCCGGCUACCCCAUCAGCUCCAUCUCUUGGGCCAAAAGUGGUCGGACGUUACCUAUAAACAGACGACAAGUGGUCUCAACGGAUGGGGAGUUGGUAAUUACACAGGUGACCCGCAACGCUGAUGAGGGCGACUACACCUGUACUGCCACCAACAAGCACGGCCACGCCUCCUCCCAGUCCCUCCCUCUCAGAGUCGUCGAGCCGCCUCAGGUGGAGCCCUUUACCCUGCCGGAGUCGCUGUGGGCGGGGUCACGGGUGGCGGUGCAGUGUGUAGCUGUAAAGGGGGACCCGCCCGUCACCCUCACCUGGCUACAUGACGGCGUUCAGGCCACCUCCACCCCCGGGGUCACCGUUACGCCUUUGGGACAGUUCGUCUUGGCGCUGGUGAUAGAGAGACUGCGUUCCCAACACGCAGGGAACUACACGUGCCAAGCCAGCUCCCCAGCAGCCAUCGUCUCCCACUCGGCCACGCUGCGUGUCCACGGUAACUACCAUGCCCACUCCUGCCCCACUAUACCACCUUCUCUUGCAGUGCCGCCCUCCAUCAAGCCCUUUGACUUUGGGUCGCUGGUGUCGGGCAUGAGAACGACGGUGACGUGCGACGUGCAGAUGGGGGACCCACCCAUGACGCUGAUGUGGCUGCGGGAUGGCCACGUCCUCAGCCCCUCCGUCGACCUCCAGAUCAGCCAACACGACACUUUCUCCUCCAGCCUUGUGCUGACACACGUGCGGCCUCACCAUGCUGGCAACUACACGUGUGUGGCGCGCAACGAGGCGCGUGAGGUCCGCUACACGGCUCAGCUCCUCGUGCGCGUGCCGCCCCGCUGGGUGGUUGAGCCCCAUGACGUGAGCGUCAUCCGAGGGAAGGAUGCCAUCCUCACCUGUCACGCUACGGGCUUCCCGGAGCCCACCGUCACCUGGAGAAAGACCCGCCCAGGUCCUGGCAAGAGGGUGUACAGUGGAGUGGGCAUGAACGUUGGCAUGGGCGUGGGCAUGGGAUUGGGAGUUGGCGUACCCAUCAGUAGAACGUGGAGCAACGGAACCCUGAUGGUGGGGGCGGCGACGGAGGAAGCAGAGGGAAGUUACCUAUGUGAGGCAAACAAUGGUGUGGGUGCCGGCCUCUCUGCCAUCAUCAAUCUCCAGGUGCAAGCGCCGCCUAUCGUGUCUGGGGACGGGUCGGUGGAGGUGCGUCGUGGGGAGAGCGUCAAGCUAAGUGUGAGGCCAGGGGCGACUCUCCCAUUUCCCUCACCGUGGCCAAGGACGGCAAGACCCUCGACACGAACGACUACAGAUUCCAAGGAUUUCAAACGAUAUGAAGUUGUAAAGUCAAUCAGUCAGUAUGGCAGAUUCAGUCAGUCAGUUGUUCAGUACAGCGUGGACGUGGUAGAAGGGGAGGGCGUGAAGGGCGGGACCAACACGGUGCGGGCGGAGGUGAGGGUGAGUAACGUGGCGCCUCAGGACUCGGCCGUGAUCGCCUGCACCGCCACCAACACCUACGGCAGUCACACCCACCACAUGGAGCUCAAGGUCCAGGACGUGCCGGAAGCUCCUCGUGACCUGCGCGUGUCUCGGGAGGCCAGCAGGUCAGCUACGGUGACAUGGGCUGCGCCUCCUUCACCCAACACCCCCAUUACCCACUACAUCCUACACCUCAAGUCCCAAACUGCCACCUGGGACGGAGUCAGCGUGCGGCAGCUACAGGCGGAGGGCGGCAGCACCUCAGUUGUCCUCAACGACCUUCUACCUGCCAAAGUCUACCAGGUGCGUGUGGUGGCAGUCAACAGUGUGGGAGAGUCACCGUCCUCAGAGCCCCUCACACUGCGCACGGAGGGUGAAGCCCCCAGUGCCGCCCCUAUUAAUGUGCAGGCGGUGGGCAUCAGUCCUCGCCAGGUGCAGAUCUCGUGGUCGGCGCCAGACCCUGACACCUGGAAUGGCCAACUCCUGGGCUACUAUGUGGGCCACAGGCUGGACGGGGCGGUGUCUACAGGGAGAUCCUUCAGCUUCGACACUGUGGGCGUGAUGGGGGCGGGAGAGGAGACUUGGACAGUGGGUGGCCUCGAUAGGUUCACUCGUUAUAUCUUCGUCCUUCAGGCCUACAAUGCUAAAGGGCCAGGUCCUCUCUCCACCGAGGUGUCGACCACCACCCUUGAGGACGUACCGGAAGCACCGCCCGAUGAUGUCAUCUGCGCCGCCCUCACUUCCACCCGCAUCCAGGUUACAUGGUCUCCGCCCCCGCCAGCCCUCACCCACGGCCGCAUCACCACCUACACUCUCACCUACACCUCCAUGGACGACCACACAGGGCUACCGGCGGGGGAAUCUCGCAUCGUGAACGGACAGAGCGCCACGGUGGGGGACCUUGAGAGAUUCACUAACUACUCGGUGACUGUGGCCGCAGCUACCAGCGCCGGCGUGGGUGUCGCUUCCCAUCCCGUCAACUGUGCCACUGAGGAGGACGUGCCACAAGCGCCCGCGAGGAUCAAGGCGGUGGUGAGCGGCCCUCAGAGCGUGAUGGUGACGUGGUCGGCCCCUGAACGACCUCAUGGCACCAUCACCAAGUACAUCCUUUACAUCCGCGCCCCGCCAGAGAGAGACUCUACCAGGAGGAUCUUACUCCCUCAGACACGGUGGCUGGAGGUGACGGAGUUGAAGCCGCGUCACCGCUACGAGUUCUGGGUGUCGGCCACUACCAGGGUGGGGGAGGGACCUGCCUCACCUGUCGUGUCCGCCACGCCUUCCCCUACAGUUGGCGCGGGCGUGUACGGUGUGGGCGGGGAGGUGAAGGUGCCUCAGGGGACGGACGUGGUGCUUGAUUGUCCGCACGUCGGCAAACCUACACCCACCAUCACCUGGAGGAUGAACAACGCCCCCAUCACUAGGGUUUCCAGGUACGAGCCACAGCCUGACGGAGGACUAUUGCUGAGGGACUGUCAGCGCUCAGACUCCGCCAACUACACCUGCCACGCCAACAACCGCCACGGCUCUGACCACGCCCUCUACACCCUCAGUAUCAUGGUACCCCCCAGCGCGGCGCUCCUCCACUCCAUGGGGUCGACACCAACCACAGUAACAGUAUCGUGGAGGCCUGUGGACGACGGCGGUGCCCCCAUCAGAAAGCUGACCUUAACCUGGCGACCUGACCCCGGGGAGUGGCGUGAGGUGACCCUGGCAAGACACCUGACGCAGUACACCCUGAAGGAGUUAAGCUGUGGCACCGAGUAUCACCUGUACCUCACCUCACAUAACAGGAUAGGUCCAGGAGCGGCCAGCGAGGUGAUCACAGUCCGCACCAAGGGAACGAGACCCACCCCGCCGCCCCAGCACCGCCUCGUCUCCGUCAACGUGUCGGCAGUAGCCUUCCACCUGGCCUCAUGGGUUGAUGUGCAGUGCGCCAUCACCCACUAUAUCGUCAGGCUGAGGCCCACCGCCCAGAGGGAGUGGCAGAGCGUCAGCGGAAGGCUACCGGGGACUCAGAAGGAGUACACAGUGGGGGAACUGAUCCCUGCUACGACUUACGAAGUGAGCCUCACCGCGGCCAACCCCGCCGGCGACACCACCGCCACCUACACCUUCACCACCCUUGGCCUCACUGGUGAUCACCUACAGGAAGGUCUUGGGUCCUUAGGGGGCGGGAUGCUGGGAUCGUCAGGUGGUGUCGGGGCAUCUGCAGAGGACGUGUUUACUGACCCCGCCUUCAUCGUCCCUGUCGUCAUAUCCUGCAUCGCCCUCGUCUCUAUCAUCAUUGCCAUCACACUCUGCCUCAGAAGAAGACCUAGUGGUGGCCACGACGGUGCUCCUGGAGGGGAAGACGGGGACCCCUCAGUGACCACAGCCGCGGAAAACAAAAGCAACCUGGCGGCGAGAGAGCAGUACUACGCCACCGUCAGGAAGCCCGCGCCCUCCCCCAUACACGACGUCAACGCCCUGGAGAGAAUACCAGAAUAUGCUGAGGACAUAUACCCUUACGCAACUUUCCAAAUCCAGCGGCAGGAAGAGACACUAUCUACGCACUUCCAGACUUUCGUGUACCAAGACCCUCGGAGAGCUACUGUGGAGACACUUGCUUAUAGGAAGACCGGAAACGGUAAUGGUGGAGGGGACGGCAGAGACGGAAGGACUGGAAGAGGAGGAAGUGGAGGAGUAAGUGGAGGAGGAGGUGGAGGAGGAGGAGGAGUAACAGGAGGUACAACAGUAGUAGGAGGAGGAGGUGGAGGAGGUGUGGGGAGCGCGGUAGAGAGGGACAGUGAUGAUUACGCCAGGGUGAAGCGGUGUCGUGUCAAGUACGGAGGUGAGAGCGAGGACUACGACGACAGCCUCAACAGCGACACAGACACGGACCACGCCGCCUCCUCCCGCACCGAGAGCUCUUCCCACCUAGAUGACCCUCACCACACGCCCAUCUCCGCCCGCAACCACCACCACAACCUGUUGUAUGUGGCCUCGGACGCCAGCACGGUGGCCUCGCCACUACAGGAGAGGAAGAGCCUCCCGCGCCGCUCCCGGUCCAGGUCCAGCGGGAGUGGCAACUACACGGCGCUAGGCGCGGCCAACAAAGGAGUGAUCAGCUCCUCCAAGGGCGGCCUGGGCGGCGUGGGCAUGAUGACGACGGGCGGUAUGGGUCGCUCCCACGCCCACGGGCAGUCCACGCCCGCACAGAGUUGCGAUGCCCUGGAGAUGAGUGAGACGGAGGUGGACCGGGACAACAGAAGGCGAGGUAACAACGGCAGGCGUAGGAAUACCAGUUUCUCUAUCGCAGUCUAGCCACCUGAGGGGAGCACCACCUGGCUCACUACCACCCGGGUCAUCAUCACCUCCACCUUUGCCAACGUUAUCUCUGAUGUCACCCGGACACAUUGUCGCCUGAGCUGGAGUUUAUCUUCGCCAGCGUCACCAAAGUCCAGGAUCAUCAGGGCAGGUGCUACUUGGUUCAUUUAUCACCUGAGAUAGUGUCACCUGGCUCAACGCCACCUAAACCCGUUCCCACCUCCUACUCAAGUAAUCACCAGAGUCACGACUACCUGGGUCAGCACCACCUGGGUUAGCACCACCAGGGUCAGCACCAUCUGGACCAGCACCAUCUGGGUCAGCACCAUCUAGGUCAGCACCAUCUGGGUCA
Homarus americanus (American lobster) is the source of this 5337-nucleotide messenger RNA. Its product is annotated as Down syndrome cell adhesion molecule-like protein Dscam2. Gene Ontology annotation, molecular function: protein binding. The record is from RefSeq and is a predicted model, not a curated record. Gene Ontology annotation, biological process: cell-cell adhesion. Lineage: Eukaryota; Metazoa; Arthropoda; Malacostraca; Decapoda; Nephropidae.